AUGUGGAAAGAGAGAGAAAGGGAAGAGAAGGAAGAAGGAUAUAGGAGAGGGAGAACAUUGGUAGGAGAGGGAGGUAUAGGUAAGAGAGGAGAGGAGAGGAAAGGAAAGAAAAGGAUAAUAUGGAAAUCAAAAGUCGGAAGGGAAAUGAAAAUAAGUUAUGCUACCUAG
This is a messenger RNA of Sclerotinia sclerotiorum 1980 UF-70, 168 nucleotides long. RefSeq lists its product with no specific name. The transcript has a single exon. The record is from RefSeq and is a predicted model, not a curated record. The coding region runs from base 1 to 168 and encodes 55 amino acids. NCBI's taxonomy places the organism in Eukaryota, Fungi, Ascomycota, Leotiomycetes, Helotiales, Sclerotiniaceae.